Oncorhynchus kisutch (coho salmon) is the source of this 4197-nucleotide messenger RNA. RefSeq names its product fibroblast growth factor 11b (gene fgf11b). The transcript has 5 exons. The record is from RefSeq and is a predicted model, not a curated record. Gene Ontology annotation, molecular function: growth factor activity. Lineage: Eukaryota; Metazoa; Chordata; Actinopteri; Salmoniformes; Salmonidae. Bases 737 to 1528 code for a protein of 263 amino acids.
AUUCUUGUGAGUCCAUCACCGUCCCGCCUGUAUGCUGCCACUGGAUCUGCUGGAUUACCGCGCCGUUUCUCCGCUCAUUAUUCCUGACGCUUUUCCACGGCAGGCAAAGUUGGGCAUCCAGAAACUACAUGGUGACUGCCUGUAUAUUUUUAUGCUGUUUGAGCUUCAAAAUGAUUUCACUCUUCACUGGAAGAAGUGUCAUUUUUAUAUGACAGAGAAAAGAGCUCUGUCUCUUUUUGGGGGAUUGUUUACUUAUAGGCUAGUGAUUUUGCAAUAUUUUGAAUUUCGUUGUCUGGUAAUUUGGUCGCGAGGGACAAGAUGGGUGGGGUUAAAAAUGUAAGAAAUGGAGAUGUCUUUACAUGGUUUUUUUUAUCGAACAGACAUUCUAACCUCAAUCACCCUUCUUUAUUUUGACUGAUGAUGUGACCUUACUGGUCUUUGUUUUGGGUGUUUUUUUUUUUGUGUUGGUGUAUUUAUUUAUCAUCACACUGGAGGGUCAACAUUGGAUGUUUGACUGCACUUGAACUUUCACCUUCUCCAGCUCCUUCCUUUUUCAAGGGGCUCUGAACCUAACCCACAUAUCUGUAACACCGCGUAGAACCCCUCUCCCCCCUCUGGGGCUCUCCCUGGACCUUCCCAUCUCUCUCUGCUGCUUGAGGACAGAGACAGCCCCACCAGGAGAGGGGUUGUUAGGUAGGAAGACACCCCCCUCCCAAAGGUGAGAGGGGGGGGGAAGAUGGCAGCUCUCGCCAGCUCUCUCAUCAGACAGAAACGGGCGGUCAAGGACGACGGACAAAACCGACCGGUAACCAACAAGAGGAAGCCCUGUCCUAAGAGCAACAAGUCUCUGUGCCAGAAACAGAUCUUAGUCCUUAUCUCUAAAGUACGGCUAUGUGGGGGUCGAAAAGGUCGAAACGAAAAGAGACCGGAGCCCCAGUUGAAAGGCAUCGUUACCAGGCUGUACAGUCAGCACGGAUACUACCUGCAGAUGCAGCCGGAUGGCACCAUGGAUGGCACAAGGGACGAAGGCAGCUCCUUCUCACAGUUCAACUUGAUUCCUGUGGGUCUGAGGAUCGUGGCGAUCCAGGGGGCGAAGACAGGGCUCUACCUGGGCAUGAACAGCGAUGGGUACCUCUACACCUCUGAACACUUCACUCCAGAGUGUAAGUUCAAGGAGAGUGUGUUUGAGAACUACUACGUGACGUACUCCUCCAUGCUCUACCGCCAGAACCAGUCGGGCCGCUCCUGGUAUAUCGGUAUCAACCGCGACGGACAGGUUAUGAAGGGCAACCGGGUGAAGAAGACCAAGGGAGCCGCACACUUCCUGCCUAAAGUUAUUGAAGUUGCCAUGUACAAGGAGCCAUCGCUACACGAACUAGUCAAUGAACCGAAGGAAAAAGAGAAGGAAAGAGAUAAAGACAGCCCUGCUCGGAAGACAGUGAAGACGUCAGAAGAACGUCAUGAAAUAACAUUCUCCAUCAAGAACUGCAGGAAAGAGAAAAAAGCUCCCAAGGCUGACGCCUCGUAGCACAGGGGACCAAGGGGAGGGGAGGGGGAGCAGUGACACUGAGAACUCAAUGGGGACUCAAUCACCCAUCAUGCAUUGGGCUGGCUGGAGGAAUAACCCUCAUGGGCUCCCUUUACCAGAAGUGCACUGGGGCUGCACCAUGCUGACGGGUCAGGGGUCAACAGCUCAUCAGCAGCUCACCAGGUCUGGUUCUGGGAGGGUUUCCUCUCACCUGUCACCAGAGAGAGAGAGAGAGAGAUGGACCAGGGACCGAGUCAGCAUCACCACCCUUCCACCCUGUCAAUCACCUCUACCCCUCCUCUGGUACACUCACUACCAAAAAGCACAGCCUUUGUCAUACCUCUUUAAUUGAUCUACUGCCCUCCAUCACCUGUCUCAAUUUUCAGAAAUCACCUACCCUCGCCCACACACAGUCAUUUCUAAUCCGUGUAUUUUGAUGUAUGUGCGUGCGAUUGUGUGUGUGUGUGUGUGUGUAUGUUGGAGAAUAAGUGUUUCACACUAAUCACUUUAUGUCAUCAUAACCGCCAUGCGUGGGUCCACUCUUCUAAGUAAUGGAAAUCACCAUGGUGAAAGUGUCGCUAUGCCUGGCCUCCACCAUCUGCCCACCUGCAAAUCACACACCCCGCAGCUGGACGUGGGCCAUCAAAAUGAUGCUUUAUCGGACAGCAUCAGGGGGGGAUCUAUUUAUAUUUGAUAGUAGGCCUGUCUGUUGAACCGCAGUCUGCCAAUCACUUUCAAAAAUGCCAAAUCUUCUGCUGAAAGAGAAAAGUCAAGCCAGCUCUUUUUUGGGGGAUCAGAGAUAUCUACAGGCUACAGGAUAACCUUUUUCAGUGACCAGCCUUUUCUAGCUCACUCUUUCAAAGUCCAUUUCUCCUUUGAUCACAAUGAGGAAAUAAAUGGAGGGAACUGAAGAAGUUUAUCAUAUUAAAUCAUGAGGAUGAUGUAAAGGAUGAUAAUGAGGAUGAUGAGGAUGAGGAUAAGGAUAAUUACAAUGGUUACAGUGAUUAUGGUGAUAUUGAUGAUUCAACUGCCUGCGUAACCUUGCAAUAAUCUCACAGGCAAAAUAAUGAAACAGAAAUGUCAGGGUAUCCCAUUAUCUGAAGUUGAUAGCCAUUUGCCCUUCUGGAGCCAUGAAAGCACCAUGUCCAAAUUACUAUUAGAACCCUGACUGGGACAUGACUGCCAUGUCUGGCCCACAUAACAGUAGCCUGACAGAGAUGAUUUCAGAUUGGGCUCAGCAGGCUGAUUCUGAGCAUGUGAGAGAGUGAUGGAGCUAAAUGCCCUCUGGGCCCAAUGUUAUUAUGAUGCAACUCUUUGAAGGUUAUUUCCUGGGGAUUUUAUGGAAUACAGACAUAAUUGCUUAAGUUAUUCGCUUAAAUGUAUGUAAAAAAAAUAAUAUUAACAUGUCUCUGCAAUAUUUGUACAGGUUUGAGUCUCUGUCAGAGCUGGGCUGUGUUAAAAAAAGAAAGUAUGGCAUUUUAUACAAGUGAGGAAGAUAGUGACAGUGGUUAUGAAUGUGCAUGCUUAAAAUACUCCCAAUUGCUAGCGUCCAAAACUCACCUUGUGGUGCUCAUAAUUCACUAAAAUAUUUCAGAUAAAUGGUAAGGAUUGGACCUGUUGAAUCUGAUUAAAUUCUCUGUCACCUGAAAGGUAGUGCCAGUGACCGCUGACUGUAUCCUUUGCUUGGCAACUGUUGUCGACAGGAAGCAGAGUUUAAAGCUGACAUCAAAGUCUGAGGAGGCUCUUAGCUGGAGCACAAUAGAUAUAUGGGGCUUUCUGGAUUAGUUUUUAUAAGACACAGCUGGAGCACCUACUUGCUAUUCUAAAGACAUCUCACUGCUUAUCCCCUCACCAGAGUUAUCAAAUCACCACAGAGGAAUCCACUCGCAAAUAUGGAUUUCUUUGUGUGCGUGGCUGUUUGUGAUUGUGUUCUUCUCCCAGUUUAUGGAUGUUUGUGGGAAUCUGUGAGUUCAUGUUGGGAGUGCAUAGUGUGCGUAUCCAUGUUUGUGCAAGUGUCUGUUUCUGUGUGUGUGUGUGUGUGUGUGUAUCUGUGUGUUGAGUGGGAGGGGACUUCUACAACGUCCUUCAUACUGGACAUGGGGCACUGGUGAGGGGUGUCUUAGUGAUGUCCUUCUCUGUGGAGAUGAUGUUUGGGUGACAAAUGGCCACCUUUCAAACCCAGCACUACCACCACAUUGUUAUUGGCCUGAGAGUGAUGAAGGAAGCAAUGGGCAAUAGCAUCUGAAACAAAUCAUGGACACAAAAGCACAACAUACACAGGGACAUCCUGGUGUACAGAAGGCUGAUUUUCUAAGCAUGGGGAUAUAUGAAGUAAAAUGACCAAAGGCAUUGCUGCGUAGCUUGUUCCUGCCAUGGCGGCUGUGCUGUCAGAGUGAGAUGGCAGGGGUGUUCUGUGUGACCAGCUCCUGUCUAGUGGGUCACUGAGAAGGGAUGGCAACACGAGUGAGCUUAUUAUUUUCGUCCCUUACAGGGCCCCUCUAUAAGAAACAGGCAAUAGCAGUGGACUGCCUGUAAAUAUGUUACACAACAUUACAGAAGAUGAGGGAAAAUGCAUAACAAAUGAAAAUCGAAUCAAAUUUUAUUGGUCACAUACACUACACGUGUUUAGCAGAUGUUAUUGCGGGUGUAGCGAAAUGCUUGUGCUUCUA